Molecule: messenger RNA, 1541 nt
Organism: Hyposmocoma kahamanoa
Lineage: Eukaryota; Metazoa; Arthropoda; Insecta; Lepidoptera; Cosmopterigidae
Gene: Hsp21.4
Product: heat shock protein beta-1
Exons: 4
Coding region: 229-846 (205 amino acids)
Biological process (GO): response to heat; protein refolding
Molecular function (GO): protein folding chaperone
Source: RefSeq, a predicted model, not a curated record
CGAGAAGCAAAGUGUGGGCCGAGUGACGCCGCUACUCUGUGGCAGCGCUCGAACGUGAGGCUAUUUAAAACUCUGCGCAGGCCCCAUGGCGCCGAGUCGACAACUAAUGAUCAGUGCUGCUCUGUCUACCGUCGAGUGCGUAGCUUCGCGUGAUCUGUGUUUACACUGGGACAUAACCCGAAAGUGUUUGUUUAGUUACAACAGUUUUCACAUUACAUUUACGUGAAAAUGGCUGACAGUGGUCUUAAGAGGAAUAUUCCCAUCAAACUUGGAGAUUUUUCAGUUAUCGAUACCGAAUUCUCAAGCAUCAGGGAACGUUUCGACGCCGAAAUGAGGAAAAUGGAAGAGGAAAUGAGCAAAUUCAGAUCCGAACUCAUGAACAGGGAAAGCAAUAACUUUUUCAAGAGCACAACAAGGUCUUACAAUUACGAAUCUGUUUCCUCCGGAGGAGUAACCAAGUCGUCUGAGAGCUCGUCGACGACAUCUCAACAUAGUGAUAGCAGACAGUUGGCUGAGCCUAGCCACUGGGACAGCCUGAACUCGCCUCUCAUUCAGGAUGAAGGUGACGGCAAGUCCCUCAAGCUCCGUUUCGAUGUCAGCCAGUAUACACCCGAAGAAAUCGUCGUUAAGACUGUUGACAACAAAUUGCUGGUUCACGCAAAACACGAGGAGAAAUCGGAUACAAAGUCGGUGUACAGAGAAUAUAAUAGGGAGUUCUUGCUGCCGAAGGGCACGAACCCCGAGGCCAUCAAGUCAUCGCUGUCGCGAGACGGCGUGCUGACUGUGGAGGCGCCGUUGCCACAACUCGCUAUCACCGAUCGGAACAUCCCCGUUCAGAAGCACUGAGCAAUGAAUCUCUAGCCGUCCCACACGACGCAGCUAUUCCAUACUGUUAAUAAUUUAUUUUUAAUUUACGUUUUAUAAAUUAUACUGUAAGGAGUAUUCGCGGAUUCUAAGAUAUUUAUUUUGAAUCUUAAUUAUAGAGAAUCUCAAAAUUUAAUAACAUUAGUUGAAUACUUUAAUAAUUUGUUAACUAUAUUCAUUUCCGAGCUAAUUUAAAAUGGUCAAUUGCUAAGCACAGGCGAGAUCUGCACCGUUCACAUUGAAUGUUGCUUUAUCUGUGAUUGUCGGAAGUAGGUAUGUGCAUUCUUUGAUGCAUUUUCCUCGUUGUCAGCGAUAUUCCAGUGAUACAAAGAGGAUAGGAAAUAAAACACUGGACGUUUAAUAGUCACACUGUUUUAGAUAUUUCAUACAAAUCAUUAGAGAUCUGUUGAUUUUUUAUGGCCUAUAUUCUAUGACCUCAUAAUAGGGAGCUUAAACUCGUGUUCAUUAAAGUUUUUGUACUGGCUUUCAAGUUGGAACCACCGCUAUACAGUGUCUUAUUUACACAACGUUUUGUAAAAUAGCUCUUUGCUUAACAUUACCUCUAAACAGUAACAAGCAUGUUCAAAGGAAACACCAUUUUAACAGCUUUUAACUUGAACACAUAAUUAUAUUUUAGUACAAACCGUUGUUAAAAACUUUUAGAUAUCAAUAAAACA